Messenger RNA from Elephantulus edwardii (Cape elephant shrew), 677 nucleotides. It is a transcript of the gene MXD3, whose product is annotated as MAX dimerization protein 3. NCBI's taxonomy places the organism in Eukaryota, Metazoa, Chordata, Mammalia, Macroscelidea, Macroscelididae. Bases 57 to 677 code for a protein of 206 amino acids. Gene Ontology annotation, biological process: regulation of transcription by RNA polymerase II. The transcript has 6 exons. Gene Ontology annotation, molecular function: DNA-binding transcription factor activity, RNA polymerase II-specific; RNA polymerase II cis-regulatory region sequence-specific DNA binding; protein dimerization activity. The record is from RefSeq and is a predicted model, not a curated record.
GCUGCCGCGCUCCGCCGCCGGCGCCUCUGGCCCGCCCGCUGCCAGCUGUCGCCGACAUGGAACCCGUGGCCAGCAACAUCCAGGUCCUGCUGCAGGCGGCCGAGUACCUGGAGCGCCGCGAGAGAGAGGCUGAGCAUGGCUACGCGUCUCUGUGCCCGCACCGCAGUCCAGGCCCUGUCCAUCGGAGGAAGAAGCGAACCCACCAAGCCCCUGGCGGGCUGGACAUUGGGCGGUCUGUGCACAACGAGCUGGAGAAGCGCAGGAGGGCCCAGUUGAAGAGGUGCUUGGAGCAGCUUAAGCAGCAGAUGCCCCUGGGGACGGACUGUGCCCGAUAUACGACCCUGAGCCUUCUGCGCCGAGCCAGGGUACACAUCCAGAAGCUGGAGGAACAAGAGCGGCGGGCUCAGCGGCUGAAGGAGAAGCUUCGUAGUAGACAACAGAGCCUACAGCAACAACUGUUGCAGCUUCAGGCACCAGCUGGUUCCAGGGAUCGGGAGCGGCUCCGGGCAGAUAGCCUAGACUCCUCUGGUCUCUCCUCUGAGCGCUGGGACUCUGACUCAGAGGAACUGGAAGUGGAUGUGGAGAGCCUGGUGUUUGGGGGCAAGGCAGAACUCCUGCAGGGCUUCAGUGCUGGCCAGGAACACAGCUACUCACACAGCGAUGGUGCCUGGCUAUGA